AAAAAAUCUCUCACUCGGGCGCCCACGUUAACGGCACCCAGUUGCUGUUGUCGACACAGCCUGCUGGACCUGUAAGAUGGAGACGGAGAGCUGUUUGCCUUUCUCUUCGCAGACCAGCAGGAGGACGCCAACAAACUCUCCGGGACUCGAGCACGGCGGCUCCAGCUCCUUUCUCCCCUGCGAUGAGCUCCAGAAAUCGCACCUUCCUCCGCCUUCUCUUCCACACCGUCUCAGCCUGAGAGGGGAUCUCUACACGACCGCAAUGGGGAGGUUUGGUGAUGCUGCGGUGGACUUUACGCACGGCGCUUCUCCAGCGAACCCGACCGGUUCACCGUCCAAACACAGCAAGUUCUUGGACAGUAUCAACCAGGACCAGAAAGGGGUGGCAAUAAGCGGCAAACCGUCGUUUUAUGAGAACAACACGGACGUUCGGGACAAAGGCACUCCAAAAACCAUGGGCUAUCCUGGGAUUGUCACGGACUGUUGUGGCAAGCUCAAAGAGCCAGGCAGUGGUUUACAAGGAGAUUCUAUCGCUGACUCCAUUGACUUAUCUGGCAAAAACAAGAAGCGACGUAAUCGCACGACCUUCAGCACAUUUCAACUGGAGGAGCUGGAGAAAGUGUUUCAAAAGACACACUACCCCGACGUGUACGCCCGGGAGCAGCUGGCGCUGCGGACGGAGCUCACUGAGGCUCGGGUUCAGGUUUGGUUCCAAAAUCGCAGAGCUAAAUGGAGGAAACGAGAACGCUAUGGGAAGAUCCAGGAGGUUCGCAACCAUUUUGCUGCUACAUAUGACAUUUCUCUACUUCCUCGCCAUGACGCAUACCAGAUGCAGGGCAAUCUGUGGCCGGGGGCAGCUUCAGGAGGAGGCGGUGGUUCGGGUGCAGGCUGUGUCCUAGGGGCUGACUCUAUCUCCUCAUCCUGCAUGAGUCCGUACCCUCACCCCCACAGUAAUCUGCAGGGCUUCAUGGGCAUGCCCACAUCAUCCAGCCACCCGCACCAUCACCAUCACCCGCCUCACCAUCCAGGCAUCAACAGUCUCUAUUCUCUCCACGGCUUCCCAGGAGGCCUCGGGUCGCCUUCCAUCGAGGGCCCCGAGACCGAAUACAAGCCAACAGGCCUGGUGGCGCUGAGGAUGAAAGCCAAGGAACCAGGCAGCAUCCUCUCCUGGCCAACAUGACCAUAAUAAUGCCAGCUCCCCAUUAUGCACUGACUGAGCCGCAGCAUAUUACAGUCGUCACCCAUACACGAUCCCAGAUGUACAUUUGUGGAUUUGACUCGAAUAUUUCCUCCAAACAUUUAUAUAAAUCAACUUAGAGACGUGUUGCUAUUCAGAACUGUUGGAACAGGCAUUUUGCAAACAAUAAGGCCAACUUGAGAAUCUUGCACAAAACCCAACUUAUUAAUACAAACAUUCUUGUUUCCAGUUCUUAUUUUGUAUCACAGUGCUGAGACCAAAGAGGAGAAUUAUUUAAGCAUGUAAAAAAUGUAUCAUAUUAAUCCCUUUUAAUGUCUGUUGUGUUGUGCGUGAGUAAUAAAGGGCUCCAUGUAAA
Haplochromis burtoni (Burton's mouthbrooder) is the source of this 1553-nucleotide messenger RNA. RefSeq names its product ALX homeobox 3 (gene alx3). Gene Ontology annotation, molecular function: RNA polymerase II transcription regulatory region sequence-specific DNA binding; DNA-binding transcription factor activity, RNA polymerase II-specific. NCBI's taxonomy places the organism in Eukaryota, Metazoa, Chordata, Actinopteri, Cichliformes, Cichlidae. The transcript has 4 exons. The record is from RefSeq and is a predicted model, not a curated record. Gene Ontology annotation, biological process: regulation of transcription by RNA polymerase II. Bases 77 to 1180 code for a protein of 367 amino acids.